AUGAACCCGAACAUGUUCACGCCGGAAAUGAUGAGCCAAGCGCAAAAGAUGAUGGAAAACAUGACGCCGCAACAGAUGCAACAGAUGCAACAGAUGGCGAGCAAGAUGGGCGGCGGAGUUGGCGGAGGACUCGGCGGGAUGCCAAACAUCCCACCGGGCGCGAUGGACGCGAUGAAGAACAUGACCCCGGAACAGAUGAAACAAGCCGCGGAACAGAUGAAGAACAUGACCCCGGAACAGAUGAAACAACAGAUGGAAUUCGCUUCGAAACAGGCUCAGGCGGAGCAAAAGUAUAAACACGAAGGUUCGAAUCGGUUGAAAAAAGCCGGGAACGCGCUCGUCGGGGAAGGGAAGUACGCGGACGCCAUCGAGAAGUACGAACGGGUGAGAGAGAAUAUGAAAGCGUACAGAGAUCCGGAGGCGCAAACGUUGAAGAAAUCGUGCUUGUUGAACAGCGCGUUGUGCAUGAAUAAAGUCGGGAGGCACGAAGAAGCCAUCGAGAGGUGCGAGGAGGUGUUGAAGAUUGAAAAUACGAGUUUGAAGGCGUAUUAUAGACGAGGCCAAGGGUAUUUUCAGUUGAAGAACUUAGAGCUGGCGUGGAAGGAUUUAAAGAGGGCGGUGAAGUUAUCGCCGGAGGAUGAGAUUGUUCGAGGGGAGUUGGAGAAGUGCGAGGAGGAGAUGGAAAAAGCCGGAAUGGUGGUGGAGAUUAAGUGCCCUGAAUUUGACACGUUCGAGAAAGACGAAGGAGAAGAAGGAGAAGGCUUGGUAGAUGGCGCCUUCGAGGAUGUCGGAGAGGAGCGAGCGUCGAGUGGGACGGCGGCGGCGACUUCCGCAAACGCGGGCUUUCCUCCUCAAAUGCCGCCGGGAGGCAUGUCGCCGGAAAUGAUGCAACAAGCCGCGGAAAUGAUGAAGAACAUGUCGCCAGAAACGAUGGAAGCGAUGAUGUCCGUGGCUGCGGACAUGCAAGGAGGUGGUAUGGGUCCAGAUGGCAUGCCUACCGCCGAUACGAUGAAGAAAAUGCAAGAGAAAAUGGGCGACCCGAAAAUGCAAAAAGCUGUGGCGGAGAUGAUGAAGAACGUAAACCCGGAGCAAAUCAAGCAAAUGAGUACGGCGGCCGGGAUGCCUAUGAGCGACAAACAGGCGGAACAAGCCGCGCAGCAGCUCAAGAACGUGAAACCGGAGACUAUGCAAAAGUUUAUGAAAGUUGCCGCGUUUGGAACGAAAUUCUACGGACGAUUCAAGACGCAAAUCGAUUGGAUGAACCGGAAUCGAAAGUUGACGUUGACGAUUGCCGUCGUCGUGUUCGCGGCGUUCCUACAGCAAGUUAUUCGAUGGUGGCGACGACCAAAGAGUGCAAUGAAAGAAGCCAUGACUGGCGAAAAAGUGACCGCGGAUGAGGAGGCGUUCGAAGACGCGCAGGCGACGUGGUGA
Messenger RNA from Bathycoccus prasinos, 1431 nucleotides. RefSeq lists its product with no specific name. The record is from RefSeq and is a predicted model, not a curated record. Gene Ontology annotation, molecular function: protein binding. The transcript has a single exon. Bases 1 to 1431 code for a protein of 476 amino acids. NCBI's taxonomy places the organism in Eukaryota, Viridiplantae, Chlorophyta, Mamiellophyceae, Mamiellales, Bathycoccaceae.